This is a messenger RNA of Drosophila mojavensis, 1073 nucleotides long. RefSeq names its product trypsin zeta. Bases 30 to 956 code for a protein of 308 amino acids. Lineage: Eukaryota; Metazoa; Arthropoda; Insecta; Diptera; Drosophilidae. Gene Ontology annotation, biological process: proteolysis. Gene Ontology annotation, molecular function: serine-type endopeptidase activity. The record is from RefSeq and is a predicted model, not a curated record. The transcript has 3 exons.
UUCUUCCAUGUCAAGCAACCACUCGAUCAAUGUCAUUCAAAUAUUUUGUACUUAUUAUGAUUUUUAGAAAUUUGUUCCUUGUUUUACAGAUUUUGCUAGUAUUGUCAAUAGCUGUUGGCCUGAAGGAUUUAAAUGAUGUUGGACGUGUUAAACGACUAGCCACGCCCACUUACACAGCUCAGUCCGUUAGGAAUACCGGCAAGUAUGUGGUGUCCAUCAGAUCGCGCACUCCAUACAAAUACUUUGGGGAUAACCAUUACUGUGGUGGCUGCAUCAUAUCGCCCAUAUUUAUUCUAACUGCCGCAAAAUGCGUGAUGAGCACUCAAAAGGUGUUGCGUCGAAGUCGCGUGAUGCUGAUCGUUGCUGGAGCACCCAAUCGGCUAAAGAUGUUCGCGGAGAGCCGGCAUAUCCCGGUGAAGACGAUAUAUGUGCCCCAGAACUACACCAUAUUCAAUACCAAUGACAUAGCACUGCUGAAGACCGGCUUGAGGCUACCCACAAAUAAUUUUCGCAUUGGGAUAAUAGGGCUGCCCAUCGGGCCGGCUGUGGAAGGUCUCUACUACAGAUCCAUGGGCUGGGGACGCGUCCUGAAGGGCGGCGCUAUGGCCUCUAGCAUCCUCUUUAUCGAUGUGAUGCUGCAGGAUUUCGCCACAUGCAAGCGACUGAUUGGCCCAUUCACACCGGACAUGCUAUGCGUUGGCAAUCUGCACGUUCGCAAUCUGGACGAGCAUCCCUGUUUGGGUGAUGCGGGCGAUCCGCUCAUUCUGAACGACACGGUCUAUGGCGUAGCUACCUAUGGCCUAGGUUGCGGUAAUGAUAAAUAUCCAUCCGUGUAUACGAAUGUCUGGUAUCACAUGGAUUGGAUCAGGGCAAUUAUGUCACGUGGCAGUAGUCAAAAAAUCCAAUAUCAUCUGAUUCGUGUUUGGCUCUUACUUUUGCUUUAUAUGUGCGGAUAAUUGUCUAGAACCUGCUACAUAUAUAUUUGAUUUUUAGUUUCUUAACAUAAUUUUUCAUUUGUGAGAAUUGCAGUUAUAAAUCUGCAUAUAAAAAUAUUAAUUUAAUGUUGAAAUGAA